Molecule: messenger RNA, 3653 nt
Organism: Trichosurus vulpecula (common brushtail)
Lineage: Eukaryota; Metazoa; Chordata; Mammalia; Diprotodontia; Phalangeridae
Gene: APPL2
Product: adaptor protein, phosphotyrosine interacting with PH domain and leucine zipper 2
Exons: 21
Coding region: 1258-3243 (661 amino acids)
Biological process (GO): signaling
Cellular component (GO): cytoplasm; endosome membrane
Molecular function (GO): protein binding
Source: RefSeq, a predicted model, not a curated record
UUAUAUCAUUGGCUUUCCAUUGUAGUUGUCAUUGUGCAGCUUGUUUUCUUGGUCCUGCUUACUUCAUUCUGCAUUAGUUGAAAUAAAUCUUCCAGUGCUUCUCUAUAGGUUAUAGUCAUCAUUUCUUGCAGCAUAGUAAUAUUCCAUUCAUGGACCACAGUUUGUUUAAUGGUAGGCAUCCACUUUGUUUCUAGUUCUUUGCCAUCACAAAAACUUCUGCUAAAAAUAUGUAGUGUAUGUAGAGACUUUCCUUUUGUGUCAAUGACUGAAUAUGCCUAGUAGUGGUCAAAAUCUAUAGACACUUUAGUCUUUAACUAGCAUUUGCAGGGAUUAUUGACCUGGCAGGGUCCAUGAACUUUUUUUAAAAAACAAUUGAUAAUGCAGCUAAAAAUUGUAAUUCAAUAUUAUUGGUUUCCUUUGUGAUUCUGUGGAUUUUGUUUUAUAUAUUUAAAAAUAUUAUUCUGAGUUAGGGACCACAGGUUUACCAGACUGCCCAAGGGGACCACGAUACAUAAAGAUUUAAAAACCCUACUCUAAAGACCUUUCCAACAAUUACAUUCUAGUUCCUAAGUUGUUACCUAGUUUUCUGUGUUCUAAGGCCCCUCCCACUGUUAACAUUCUAUGUUCUAGGUUGCUAUACUAACAUUUGAAGCUCUAAGGCCCCUCCUACUGUUAACAUUCUAGUUUCUCUAAGUUGCUACAGAGUAUACAAUGUGCCAAGGUCUUUCCCAGCCUUGCCACCCUAGAGUUUACAGAGCGAGAUGUCAAAGCGUCCGCUCCCCUCCGGCUCCUCUCCUCUUGCGUUGUGGGGAGGGGAGAGGCAGGCAGGGCUCCCCCUGAGGGCUCCCGCGUAGGAGGAAGCCUGGCCGGCCACACUUCCCAUCAGGAGCAGAGGACCGCCACACUUCCUGUUGAUUCUUCCCCUGGCAGGAGCCCGGGCUGCGGGGGAGGAGCUUGGGAAGGGAGGGAGGGGUGACUACGAGCAGGCUGGCAGGCAGGCCGACUGGGCACCGAGGGGUGGGCUCCACUGUCCAGCCGCGGGCACUGAGUGUCUGAGCCCAGGGAGGCUCCGAGACAGCCCCCGCCGCUGGUGCGCUGGGGAGAGCAUCCCAGCCCCCGCCGCCGCCGCUGGACGCUGGCUCCGGGUCCGGCAGCCACAGCUGGGAGCCCUACGUGUCACUGCGAGCAGCUGCAGCGGCGGCUGCCGCGGCCCGCCCGGAGACGGACAGCACCCGGGCAGCAGCCCGAGCAAGCACCAUGCCGGCUGUGGACAAGCUGCUGCUAGAGGAGGCGUUGCAGGACAGCCCCCAGACUCGUUCCUUACUGAGUGUCUUUGAAGAAGAUGCAGGGACCCUCACAGACUAUACAAACCAGUUGCUGCAGGCCAUGCAGCGAGUUUAUGGAGCCCAGAAUGAGAUGUGCUUAGCCACCCAGCAACUUUCCAAGCAAUUACUGGCUUAUGAGAAACAGAAUUUUGCUCUUGGCAAAGGAGAUGAAGAAGUCAUAACUACCCUCCACUAUUUUUCCAAGGUGGUAGAUGAGCUUAACCUCCUCCAUACAGAGCUGACGAAGCAACUGGCAGACACAAUGGUGCUUCCCAUCAUACAGUUUCGAGAGAAAGAUCUCACAGAAGUCAGCACCUUAAAGGAUCUCUUUGGCCUCGCUAGCAAUGAACAUGACUUGUCCAUGGCAAAGUACAGCCGGCUACCAAAAAAAAGAGAAAAUGAAAAGGUGAAGUCCGAGGUUGCAAAAGAAGUGGCCACAGCCCGAAGGAAGCAGCAUCUGUCAUCCCUCCAGUACUAUUGUGCCCUGAAUGCUCUUCAGUACAGGAAGAGGGUUGCGAUGAUGGAGCCCAUGUUAGGAUAUGCCCAAGGACAGAUAAACUUUUUUAAGAAAGGAGCUGAGAUGUUUUCCAAAAGGAUGGACAGCUUUUUAUCUACCACCAGAAGCAUGGUUCAAAGCAUACAGGAGGAAUCUGAGGCUGAGAUCGAAAAGAUGCGGCUGUCCCAGCAAGAGCUGCUUUCUGUCGAUGAAUCUGUUUACACCCCAGAUUUUGACGUCGCUGCGCCAGCCAUCAACAGGAACCUCAUCCAGAAGGCUGGUUACCUCAAUCUCAGAAACAAAACUGGCCUGGUCACCACCACGUGGGAGAGGCUAUACUUCUUCACUCAAGGUGGGAACCUCAUGUGCCAGCCUCGGGGCGCUGUUGCCGGCGGUUUGAUCCAGGACCUGGAUAACUGUUCUGUCAUGGCCGUGGACUGCGAGGACCGGCGCUACUGUUUCCAGAUCACGACCCCGACUGGAAAACUGGGGAUCACCCUUCAAGCUGAAAGCAAAAAGGAAAAUGAGGAGUGGAUAUGUGCAAUCAACAACAUCUCCAGGCAGAUCUACCUGACUGACAACCCUGAGGCCGUGGCCAUCAAGUUGAAUCAGACAGCCCUCCAGGCAGUGACGCCAAUCACAAGCUUUGGGAAAAAGCAGGACCCCUCACGCUCAAGCCAGAACCGGAAGCAUUCAGCUUUAGAAAAUGACAAGGUGGUCCCUAACACACCAGCUAAAGUCCCUGAUGCCAACCAGUUAAUCAUACCUGGAACACCAAUUCAAUUUGAUAUCGUCCUUCCUGCUACUGAAUUCCUGGAUCAGAAUCGAGGUGGCAGGCGUACAAACCCGUUUGGUGAAUCCGCAGAUGAAAAGCAGCCCGAGGAGGAUUCACUGUUGCAGCAAAUGUUUAUAGUUCGGUUUUUAGGAUCCAUGGCCGUCAAAACCGACAGCACUAGCGAGGUGAUUUAUGAAGCCAUGAGACAAGUGUUGGCUGCCCGUGCAAUCCAUAACAUCUUCCGAAUGACAGAAUCUCAUCUGAUGGUCACCAGCAAAACUCUGAGGCUGAUCGACCCUCAAACCCAAGUGACAAGGGCCAGCUUUGAACUCACCAGCGUCACACAGUUUGCGGCCCAUCAAGAAAAUAAGAGAUUAGUUGGUUUUGUCGUGCGUGUUCCUGAGUCUGAUGGAGAAGAAUCCCUGAGCACAUAUGUGUUUGAGAGCAACACAGAGGGAGAAAAGAUCUGUUAUGCUAUUAGCUUGGGUAAAGAAAUUAUUGAGGCUCAGAAGGACCCAGAAGCACUGGCUCAGCUGAUGCUCUCCAUGCCACUGACCAACGAUGGAAAGUUUGUGUUACUGAAUGACCAGCCAGAUAGUGAAGAUGGAAACCCAAAUGAAAAUAAAGGCGCUGAGUCCGAAGCCUAAGCUCAUUUCUGCUGGUGGUGAAGGUACUGGGGAGCCUCCUCGACGCGGGUUCUUGGCGUUUCUCCCUGCUGGGCAGUUUCUGUAUUCUGACAAUCACUGGCAGAAUGUUUCAUCCAAGCCUUGGUGCUGUGAGACCGAGAAGGAUGACAGUGAGAAAGGUUGACGAUGUCUCAUUUCUGCCGAGUUGAAAAUAUUUUAGGUACUUUAGAGCAAAGUCCUUUUCCCUGUUUGUAUCAUACAGUUCUGAAUGAAGGUUGAGGGAAAAAAAUGCACUGUUUGCUUUAUUUUUAAAUGAAGUCAACGCCUCUCUCCCCAGUUCCUAGCGUCUUUCUAAGUGUGGCAGUAGCCGAGAUUUACAAUUUGAUAAACACUAAAUGUUUCCUAUUAAUAUAAUCUAUUUUUGUACUUUA